AUGGCACGCACAAAGCAAUCUGCAAGAAAGAAUGCAUAUCCUUGCUCGCCAUCCUCAUCAUAUCCUUCAUCUGACUCAAUACAACGCUCACCAUCUCCACCACCACGACCAACUCCUUCACAUAUCUCUUCUGGUACCACUUUUUCUGACUACCUCUCAUCUUCCCUAGAAAACAACUCCAACCCUAUCAAUCCCAAUCCUUUGUCCACUGUUCUUCCACCGCUCUGCACAUGUUCCCCUCCUAAUCUCGCUCAAGUUCCCCCACAUCUGCGAAAACCUAUGAUACCAAAAAGACAUUCUAUGAGAGUACAGUCAGGUAUUGGAACCUCAACAACCACCACCAUACAACCAUUCUACUUCAUCAUUUUCGAUUCCGAGACAGAUGACUCAUCUGAUACUCCCCUUCACACAACCGCUACACAGAAAGAAAAAACCCAACCCAUCACUCCAUCAAAAUCUUCUUUCUCCUCCAAACCUUCUCAAUCAACUCCUCCAAAUAAGAAAAGGAGAUUGAUCAAUGAAAUCUUCUCAUAUCUUCCUAAACCAUCUCAACCUUCCUCUCAGUCUAAAAAACUAACGUCACGUUCUAUGAAAACGAAAACCACCAUGAACAUUGUACAAUUCUUGGCUAGAAACAACCUCAGAAAUCCUCAAAGAACGAAAAUGCAUGCACCCAAACAAAACUGGAAACCCACUAAACCCGCCUCUCCAGAACAUUCUCUGUUUUCAAAAUGUUCCCCAACCCUCACUCCAGAACGUUCUCCUCAUCAAGAACGUUCUCCAGUCUGUAUUCCCUCUCCUUCUCCACAACAAGAACAUUCUUCACAUCAAGAACGUUCUCCUGCUCAAUCGUCAUCUCCUUCACAUCCUCAACAACAUUCUUCAAUCCCAAAAACCUCCCCAAUUCAUACAUCAUCCCCCUCACCAAAUUCAAAAUGUUCUCUCAUACCAGAACGUUCAUCUUCGUCCACAUCUGAAUCAUCUGAACCAUCUCAACCCUCCAAAAAAUCAAAACCAAACACACUUCCUCUUAUUUCACCCAAAAACUCAAAAACUUUCAAAGACAAAUAG
This is a messenger RNA of Cicer arietinum (chickpea), 1071 nucleotides long. The record is from RefSeq and is a predicted model, not a curated record. NCBI's taxonomy places the organism in Eukaryota, Viridiplantae, Streptophyta, Magnoliopsida, Fabales, Fabaceae.